Molecule: messenger RNA, 297 nt
Organism: Verticillium dahliae VdLs.17
Lineage: Eukaryota; Fungi; Ascomycota; Sordariomycetes; Glomerellales; Plectosphaerellaceae
Product: cerato-ulmin
Exons: 2
Coding region: 1-297 (98 amino acids)
Cellular component (GO): extracellular region
Source: RefSeq, a predicted model, not a curated record
AUGCAGUUCUUCACCGUCACCACUGCUCUCUUUGCCUCGCUCGCCCUCGCGGCCCCCGUCGUGGAGGACCGCCAAGUCUACAUCCCCUGCAGCGGCCUGUACGGCAGCCCUCAGUGCUGCGCGACCGAUGUCCUCGGCGUCGCCAACCUCGACUGCGGCGAGCCCCCCGCGGUCCCGACCAACGCCUCCGAGUUCCAAGCCACAUGCGCGACCAUCGGACAGCGUGCGCGCUGCUGCGUGCUUCCCAUUCUUGACCAGGGUGUCCUCUGCAACAACCCCGCGGGCGUUGACGAGUAA